AUGAGUACCGGCCCCGGUUUCCCGAUGUUUAUUGCUGCUUUACCCCACAUAUCAUAUCAGCUCUCGAUACCAACAUUUUACCGACCCCUAACAAGUGCUGUACUCGUGCUGUGCUGUACUGCACAAGUACAGUACUCGAGUACCGACACUCGCAAUUCUACUGUGACCCAAUGAUACCACGCACCCUCUUCUCCCUAAGAAUCCCAAGAGACAACAACCGCGAUGCGCUGCGAGCCCUUCCACCGCACCACACCUCUUCCCGAUCAUCGAUCCGAAAGUUACCCGUAUACGCUGUGCCACUUGGACCCUAAAACAUCACACCUCACCGAAUUACCCCUCGAAUUCUGAUCCUCUAAUCCCGCCCCACAAUUCCCCGGAAGCCUUGUGGGCCCCGGCUGUUAAGCGCUUUGAUAAGCGGCACGAUACGUGGCUCUUGGGCCCAGUUUGAGACCAAAAUCUAAUGCGGGCGUGAGUUUGGUCUUAUUACACUUGAAGACUAUAAGUCCCUCGUGCCCUCGAUCAAGACCUCCGAGGCUCUUGAUAGUCUACCCUACCGGCAUCACAAGUGGUUGCCACCCGUCGCCUGCUCCUUGGGUACCCGUACUCGUAUGAUACCGUGCCCUGCUUGCCCAGCAAGACGGCCGCCCUUUUUUCUUUUUCUUCGCUUCGUCGUCAAAAACCUACUUAUGCCAAGUGGGAGGGAGCUACACUGUCAUACCAUCUCGCACGCCCGUCCACCUAUCAGCUCACCUAUCCCUCGCAGUUUUCUCCACGACUCUAACGUGGUCCUGCAUUUUACUGGUCUUGUACCCCACCAUUGGUGAGUUUUUCGUCAAUCAGCCCUACCGUACCGCACCCUCAAAUCCGAUCGGUACAUACCAUCUCAACAGCUACCGCAAUCAUCUCCAUCAUCUCUCUCCAUCUUCAUUCGAGCUCUCCCACCUCACCCGUUGCUAGGAUUUUUCCAUAAUCGAGCCCGUCAGGUGCUGUGUCAUCCCUGGAAUUUACCGCCAUUCCCCAGAAAUUUCCCAGCAGAGUCACUGUAGUCCCCGGUCCGAUGAAGCGGCCCGUCGCAUCGACGGCGAAUAUUGAGUCGGAGAACCACCUCGUCUCACGGCUGCGAAAUGCUCCGCAAAACAACGAGUAUAGAUAUACGAGCGAGGCUCGGCUCUUGCUGUUGAGAGACCUGUUUGGAGCCCUUGCUUGUAAUAAACCAGAAUAUCUCAAUUACUUUUUUCCCAACGGACCGCCGCAGGGAACCUCUCCGGCGGAUUGGAAUUUGUCGUUAGCUCAGGGUGCGUCUGAUGGAGCGGAGUACAGUGAAACAGCGAGAGGGAAGCCGUGUGGACAUAUAUUUAAGUCCGGAGAAGCGUCGUAUCGGUGCAAGUAAGCCAUGAACACCGUUGGACCUCUUCUUCUUCUUCGGCUAAUGCAAGCUUUAAAUCAGAACUUGCUCUCUCGAUGACACCUGCGUGCUCUGUGGGAGAUGCUUUGAGUCUUCCGACCACACGGGUCACACUGUUUAUGUCAUUAUCUCAACUGGCACCAGUGGCUGCUGUGAUUGUGGCGAUCCCGAGGCAUGGAAAAUUCCCGUCAAAUGUUCCGUUCACACUCCUCUACCUCACGGCCCUUCACCCAUGGACUCUGAAGCCUCCCCCCAAGAAUUACCACCCGACCUUGUUGUAGGUAUACGAAGCACCAUUGCAAGGGCGAUAGACUACCUAUGUGAUGUCAUAUCCUGUUCACCAGAGCAACUACGGCUCCCAAAGACCGAAGAAGGCAUAAGGAGUGAUGAGGAGUCGUCCAGGCUGACUUCCAGAUACUUCUCGGAAGAAUCGGCUACGGAUCGCGCCGAAUACGCACUGAUUAUAUGGAAUGACGAGAAGCAUACCAUCGACGAGGUUGAGGAUCAGGUUGCACGAGCAUGCAAAAAAACUAGGAGGUUCGGCAAAGAACGAGCACAGGAAACCCAUUUUGUUGGACGAAGUAUUGUUGCCUACAAUCACUCUCUUCCAGAGCUUAUGCGGAUAUCGAGUAUUAUUGAGCAGAUAAAAAUCACCGUAACUAUCAGGUCUGCGAGGGACACCUUCCGGGAGCAAAUGUGUGGUACGAUAGUAGAGUGGCUCGGAGACAUCGCUGGUUGCAGUGUAGGGGGGCACAAUGACAUACUUCGGACAACCAUAUGUGAAGAACUUCUCGGGGUAUGGAGAGUUGGCUCGGAGGCCUCAAACACAGAGGUCGGUAAGAAAGGAAUUGAUGAUCAUGCGGUGGAGGAAGACGAUAGUGCUCCUCUCGGGGGUAGGCGGGUGGUUGUGCCCAUUGAAGUAGUGGCUGGCGCGGGAACUGACGACGAUGUGGAUAUGGAUGAAGGAGAUAUCGAGGAUCAGAUUGCGGAAGACGUUGAGCAUGACGAGGACGAUGGUGAUGGAGAAGCUGAUGAUGAUGUGGACAUGGUCGGCAGCGUGUUGGCCCAACUCGGCGGUCGUAUCAUAGGCGCAAUCGGAAUGGGCCCUCCAAAUCAAAUCGGCAGAGCGCACACAAACGCACAUACAACGGCAGUUCAAGGCGAAACUGCUAUUGAGCAAAACCGGGAGGCCAGUAAUAAUGCGCUGGUGUACAACGAAGAGGAAAUGCCCGAUGUGCCGCCAAUACCUCGUACCCCAGGAUCCCAGCACUCCCGCAGGCCGGGGGUACCUGUACCUAAACAUUGGCUAGAGAAACCAGCCGGGUAUGCCAACAAACACCCUGUGCCCCCUCACGAAGACCUACGCCAAAGGGUCCGACUGGACUGGCUCAUCCUUUUCGACCUGAGACUUUGGAAAAAGGCCAGGAUUGAUCUUCGGGAUCUUUAUAUUAGUACUGUGGUCGCUAUUCCUGAGUUCAAACGAAUUCUAGGUUUACGGUUCUCUGGCCUGUAUACCGUCCUGAGUCAAUUGUACCUUGUGCCCGACCGGGAGCCUGAGCACUCUAUUAUCAAUCUUUCCCUGCAGAUUCUGACAACCCCCUCCAUUACCGCCGAGGUCGUUAAGCGUGGGAACUUCUUGACAAAUCAGUUGGCCAUCCUGUAUACCUUUCUCACCACCCGCCAAGUGGGCCAUCCCCAUGAAGUCAACCAAGAGGGAACCCUCGCCUUUGAUACAGGGUCCCUCACCAAUCGGAGAAUGUUUCAUUUCUUCCAGGACAUGCGGUAUUUGUUCGCAUCCGAUUAUGUCCAGGAUAGAUUACGGCAUGAGGAAAGAUAUAUGCUCCAAUUUCUAGACUUGGUAACCCUUCACCAAGGCAUUUGUCCCAACACCCGCGCAGUGGGUGAGCAUGUAGAGUACGAAGCCGAGGCAUGGAUCAGUGCAUCCCUGAUCACACGAGAAAUCAAUCGGUUGGUCAGGCAGUUCUCGGAAGCGUACCGAUGGACGGAAGACCCUCACGACAAUAGUCUUCAGCGCGCUAUAUCAACGGUUACGAGAUACGCCGCGAUCAACUCGCUGGGCUGCCAGCGUCACCGGUUCAACCAAGCCGAGAUUAAAUAUCGUGCCGAGCUCAAACAAGCCAUCGGCUUUCAAUUCGAUACAGACCGCUGGGGCAAUCAACACCAUUACAAAAUUGUCAAGUUCGCUGUCGAUAAGCAACCGAUCAGCUUUCACCACGCUCUACACUACACACUGUCCUGGCUCAUAGAAGCAGGGAAAAACAUGGACGUGCGUCAGUUACGGAAACUCCUUAUGCCUGACUGGGAACAAAUCAAACGAGCAUCGGAUCCAGAAACGCCGGAAUACGAACCUGAAGAUACUGCAAUCGUCAUGUUUGAUUUUCCUCUAAGGGUUUGCGUGUGGUUGGCUCAAAUGAAGGCAGGGAUGUGGGUCCGCAACGGAUUCAGUCUCCGGCAUCAGAUGCAAACCUACAGGAGUGUCUCCCAGCGAGAGAUGGCACAUAGUAGAGAUAUCUUUUUGUUACAGACAUCCCUAGUCACCAUCAACCCCAGCAGGAUGCUUGUGACAAUGAUCGACCGCUUCAAUCUCAACCAUUGGGUAGAAGGGAACUUUGGCAUCCCACAGGGCUAUGAGGACUCACAAGUAUUGGACCUCGCAGAAGACCUUUUGCACCUGUUGAUCGUGAUACUUAGCGACCGACUCCCGCUUAUUCCAAUACAAGAAGAACCCGAUCUUGCGUUGUUGAAAUUAAAGAGAGAAAUUGUUCAUAUUCUUUGCUUUAAGCCGAUUCAAUUCUCAGAUCUCACGACACGCCUUCCGGAGAGAUUACAAGAGCUUGACAAAUUCCAAGAUAUCCUUGAAGAAAUGACUAUCUUCCGGCCCCCAGACGGUCUUUCUGAUUCCGGCACGUUUGAGCUCAAAGAGGAGUACCACGACGAAGUGGAUCCAUACAUCCUACAAUUUUCAAAGAACCAACGUGAGGAAACGGAAAACAGCUGCUGUGCGAGAAUUGCAAAAAGAACCGGGCGCCUAGUUUCUGAGGUAGCAUUCGAGCCCAAAUUACGAGAAAUCAAGACGGGUGUAUUCUCGGAUAUUGCCGUUUUCACCAGAACGCCUGUUUUCGCACAAAUUAUUUACUACUCCCUGGCAUAUGGCCUUCAAUUCAAGAGCUACACACCUUCAGUACAGGAGAGCAGAGUCGAGACAUUUCUACAACUUUGUCUUCACCUUUGCCAGUUGGCUGUCGCCGAGGAUAAAACUAUCGAGGGCCAAGAAGAAAAUAGUUCAUUUAUCCUCCACGCACUCGAGAAGAAGGCCAAGGGUGGAGCUGAGUCUAGCGAAAUUGGCAAUCGAACCAUCGCCACUGUGCUCCACCGUUUGUCUAGCAUAGAGGCCUUCAAAGCUUGCCGGCCCAAGAUCGACAACAUUCUCCGGCGGAUGCGGCAAAAGAAGCCGGCGGCAUUUGAAGCAGCUGCAGUAUGGGCACACGAGAUUGCAGAGAGGAUGGAUACCGAGACUGAGCAAAACACCAAAGAUGCUGAAGCCGAGAGAAAGCAACUAGCGAGGGAACGACAAGCAAAGAUAAUGGCACAGAUGAAGCAGCAACAACAAAGUUUCUUGAAUUCUGCUGGGUUUGACUUUGGAGAUGAGGAAUUCACCGAUAGUGAAAAUGAGGAGAAAGAGUAUGAAGAGGAGAAGAAAUGGUGGAAAUAUCCUGCCGGGACAUGCUUGCUAUGCCAAGAAGAGAUGACUGACUCAAGGCUUUACGGAGCGUUGGCCCUGAUAUCAGAUAGCAAUAUCUCUAGGCAAACACCAGUUAACGACCCGAACUACGUUUAUGAGGUCCUCACUUUGCCCAACAGCCUUGACCGCCCAGCCGACGAAAUUCGGCCUUACGGGGUUGCGAGUAUGAAUCUCAAUUCUAUUCUUAAGCUUGCUGCAGACGGAACUGAGUUUGUCGUUAAGCGUCAAAGUUUGGGCCAAGGGUUUCCCCCAGAAUCUGUCACGAGGGGGCCUGUUGCCACUGGGUGCAGCCAUGUCAUGCAUUUCAGUUGCUUUGAGCAUUACUACGAAUCCACGAAACGCCGUCAUCCCCAGCAAAUAGCCCGUGACCAUCCCGAGCGAUUAGAGCUAAAGGAGUUUGUCUGCCCCCUUUGCAAGGCUUUGGGAAAUGCUUUUCUGCCCAUUGUCUGGAGGGCUAAAGAGGUGACCGCAGCUGGAGUGUUAAAACCGCCAGUCAAGUUCGAACAAUGGUUGGGAGAAAAGCUCGGCUCGAUGGCAAAACUUAAGAAGGCCAUUGAGAGUGAUGGACUAGACAGGUACAACGUUAUGAUGAGUCAGGAGAUGUUUUAUUCCUAUGGCUCUAGCAACAUGAUCGCCCCGAUAGGGAAUAAGCUCUCUCAACUGUCAACAAUGCACGUCGAGCCUAGAUUUCCUGAGCUCGGGUCUUCCAGACCAGCCCCCACCUUAAGCUUCGGGGUUAGUGAGGCCGCACCAAGACCUGGCGCGGUUAUUCCUCCGCCGGUUCAAACCGAGUUAGACGAAUUGCACAAGAUAUACCGCCGCCUGAGAGAUACCCUUAUUACCAACAAGAUUCACACUAGAUACCCUUCCCCCGAGGCACGCCUAGCCACAACCCCAGCGCAGCAUAACCUGACCCAUUGUGAUUCAAUGGCUAAAAUCUUCGGGUUUACCAUCUCAGCGGUUGAGAUCGCCCAACGGGGUGUGGGAUCUGAGCCCGGAAUGACUUUACUCGACCGGAUCUCUCAACAAGUUUUGACACACUUAAGAAUCCUAUCUGAAACUAUAUCUUCCUAUAUUGCCGUCGGGGGAUUACAAAACAGCGAGAAAAACAAAACAAUUUUUGAGUUUAAGGACAUGCAGCGACAACAAAUCCAGCGAUUGUUGAUUGGUCACCCCGAGGUAUACGACGACCUAGCCCGCACGAAAUUGAGGUCGAAUGAGAACCCCCUGUUCAUAGACGAUAUAUUUGUAUUCUUGGCAGACGUGUUCCUGUGUGCCUUGCCCCUGGACUGGGUCUUGACAUCAUACAUGUUGUUCGGUUGUGUUACAUGGCCGAAAUCACAAAGAUAGUGUAUAAGCUUUCUAGGGUCAAUUGGUUCAAUAACCUGUUGGCGGCAUGGAGGCAAUCCGGAAGGGCUAGAGAUGUGCAAAACUUUACGAACUUUACAGAACGGCAACUCAACACAUUCCGUCAGUUUACAGAGUUCGUUCGCCAAAGCAGCAGACUAGCGCCGGACACGGACAAUCUCCCUCUCGAGAGCGUUGCAAUCAUGCGCGCAUUGGUCAAAAAGUAUGCUACAACGUUCCUGCGUAAAUCUGUCAUCCUGUUACAUGUCCAAUACGGAAUCGUUUUUCCAAACACGGGCUUUGGAAAUAUCGAUGAUCCCGAGGUAGACCGUCUUUCGGAAGCGUUGGGACUCCCGAGCUUUGAUGAGAUGCUUUCCUCCUGGCUCAUGCCCACCACUAAUGGCGAGUACUUGCGCUCCAUGAUAUCGGCAUGGUGUGCACAUGCAAGCGCAAACCCCAAAAAUAUCAGUCUAUCACAUCCCGCCAUUUUCGAACUCGUCGGAUUGCCUCUUCAUUACGAGACACUAAUUGAUGAAGCCAUGAAGAGAAAAUGCCCAAAGAGCGGGAAAGACCUUUCUGAUCCCAAUGUUUGCCUAUUCUGCGGCGAGAUCAUAUGUUCACAAGCCGUGUGUUGUACAGAUAGGGGACGCGGCGGCUGUAAUCAGCAUGUUGACAAGUCAGUGCCAUUCUCCUUACUGGCUGUUGGAACAGUUACUCACUGCUUUUGCGUUAGGUGCGGAAAGGAUAUUGGAGUUUUCAUAAACAUCCGGAAAGGAUGCGUGAUUUACUUACAUAAUGGACAUGGAAGCUACGGGCCGGCCCCAUACCUUGACAAGUAUGGAGAAGUGGACUGGGGAUUAAGGUAAUUAUCUCCACAACCUUUCCUAUUCUACGGUAUUAGAUCUAACAUCCAACAGACGUAACCGACAAUUAUUCCUCAACCAGCGAAGAUACGAUGCUCUCAUGCGCAACACCUGGCUACAACACGGCGUGCCAUCGGUCAUAUCCAGGAAAUUAGAAGCAGACAUCAACAGUGGUGGCUGGGAAACUCUAUGAGGAGCCGGCUGAUUCAUUGCUUCCGCUCUGUGUUCGUUUCCAGAUGCCUUAUCCCCCUUUUCUUUCUUUCUCUCUUUCCCCUCUCUCUUUGUUAGGUUCACUCUGCUGGAUUGCGGUGUACAGGAGGUUUUGCUGGCUUGCUAAAAUUAUCUUUUCCCAACAUCAUUAGAUGUAUUAUUCCCUUAGGUUCGGAGUAGUCUGGGAUGUCACGCGUUGUUCCUCUCUUCUUUCCUCCCCUUUUCAUGACCCUGUUUUUCUAAUAACGUUCACAACCUGUCAGGAUGUGCUACUUGUCUGUAAACUGGGGGGAAUACGAAUCACAUGCACGUCCUGAUUCCUUGGUUUCUCUAACCCUGUCUUUUAGAACGGCUAGCGAGGGAGUUUUGCCCGACACUCAAUGUACCGAGUGAGCAUUGCGAUGCACGAGUACUGUAGACUGAACUAUCACCAUCUCUCGGCAAUAAAAGUAAUAUCAU
Messenger RNA from Tuber aestivum (summer truffle), 8047 nucleotides. The record is from the annotation of a GenBank genome assembly. Lineage: Eukaryota; Fungi; Ascomycota; Pezizomycetes; Pezizales; Tuberaceae.